CAACAACAACAACAACAACAACAACAACAACAACAACAACAACAACAACAACAACAACAACAACAACAACAACAACAACAACAACAACAACAACAACAACAACAACAACAACAACAACAACAACAACAACAACAACAACAACAACAACAACAACAACAACAACAACAACAACAACAACAACAACAACAACAACAACAACAACAACAACAACAACAACAACAACAACAACAACAACAACAACAACAACAACAACAACAACAACAACAACAACAACAACAACAACAACAACAACAACAACAACAACAACAACAACAACAACAACAACAACAACAACAACAACAACAACAACAACAACAACAACAACAACAACAACAACAACAACAACAACAACAACAACAACAACAACAACAACAACAACAACAACAACAACAACAACAACAACAACAACAACAACAACAACAACAACAACAACAACAACAACAACAACAACAACAACAACAACAACAACAACAACAACAACAACAACAACAACAACAACAACAACAACAACAACAACAACAACAACAACAACAACAACAACAACAACAACAACAACAACAACAACAACAACAACAACAACAACAACAACAACAACAACAACAACAACAACAACAACAACAACAACAACAACAACAACAACAACAACAACAACAACAACAACAACAACAACAACAACAACAACAACAACAACAACAACAACAACAACAACAACAACAACAACAACAACAACAACAACAACAACAACAACAACAACAACAACAACAACAACAACAACAACAACAACAACAACAACAACAACAACAACAACAACAACAACAACAACAACAACAACAACAACAACAACAACAACAACAACAACAACAACAACAACAACAACAACAACAACAACAACAACAACAACAACAACAACAACAACAACAACAACAACAACAACAACAACAACAACAACAACAACAACAACAACAACAACAACAACAACAACAACAACAACAACAACAACAACAACAACAACAACAACAACAACAACAACAACAACAACAACAACAACAACAACAACAACAACAACAACAACAACAACAACAACAACAA
Sycon ciliatum is the source of this 1128-nucleotide messenger RNA. RefSeq lists its product as uncharacterized. The record is from RefSeq and is a predicted model, not a curated record. NCBI's taxonomy places the organism in Eukaryota, Metazoa, Porifera, Calcarea, Leucosolenida, Sycettidae. The transcript has a single exon. The annotation marks the transcript as partial.